AUGAAUUAUUUCUUCAUGAUAUCCUACCUUUUAAUUUUGUUCCUUGGCCUUGGAACAAAGACCGCGUGCAAUGCCAAUGAUAGUCCUGGAUUUUUUGUGAAAAUUGCCAAAAAUGUUCCCCGUUUGGGUAGGCGUUCCGAUAAAUUGUUUACAUUUCUUAAAAACUACAAAGCCAUACCACGUAUUGGAAGGAGUUCGGAAGGGGAAACAACAACAACAUCCUUUACCAAUUGGUUGGAUACACAAUUCCACAUGAAAAUGGAGAAGCGUAUUCCGCACAAUUCCAUUGACAAAGAUUUGACAUUGGUUCAACCCGUAAAUACGGUGACACUUAAAGAGUUAAUCGACACCCAUGCCAUUGUCGGUGAAAAUGUCCGUUUUAUUCAUUGGAAAGAUUUUGAUCGAGCUUUACAAUCGGAUUCGGAAUUAUUUGGUAAAAUCAGUUCUAUUGGACGUAAACCAGAUCAGCAUUUGAAGGAGGACCUGACAAAGGAACAAUUCACACCAAUUGUGAAAAAUCUGAUGGAUACCGAUGGUACGGAUUUCUUGUUAUAUACCCAAGGAGAACAGCAUGGACCGGGGCAUUAUGCUCCAGAAUUUCUUCGAUAUAAUAUGAUGUAA
This is a messenger RNA of Musca vetustissima, 621 nucleotides long. RefSeq lists its product as uncharacterized. Bases 1 to 621 code for a protein of 206 amino acids. NCBI's taxonomy places the organism in Eukaryota, Metazoa, Arthropoda, Insecta, Diptera, Muscidae. The record is from RefSeq and is a predicted model, not a curated record. The transcript has 2 exons.